Molecule: messenger RNA, 1559 nt
Organism: Cutaneotrichosporon oleaginosum
Lineage: Eukaryota; Fungi; Basidiomycota; Tremellomycetes; Trichosporonales; Trichosporonaceae
Biological process (GO): L-citrulline biosynthetic process
Cellular component (GO): mitochondrion
Molecular function (GO): amino acid binding; ornithine carbamoyltransferase activity
Source: RefSeq, a predicted model, not a curated record
UCCACCACCAUGCUUUCCCUCGCCCGCACUUCUCUCGCGCGCCCCACGACGGCGCUGGCCCGCGCGGCUGUCGCCGUUCCCGCGCGUGCGUACUCGUACGAGCGCUCCUCCGGAGACCGCCCGAGCCGUCCCUAUGGUGACCGCCCGAACCGGUUCGGUGGUGAGACGCGCUCAUUUGGCGACCGCGAUAACCACCGUGAAGGCCGCUCUUAUGGCGACCGUGACAACCGCCGCGACAACCGCUCUUACGGCGACCGCCCGCAGCGCGGCUUCCGGUCCAAUCGGCCCGACUACCGUGGAGAGGGCGGGUCGUCGGCGACAACGGAGGUCCCUCUCGCGUCGAUUGCGAAGCGGACGCCCGAGACGGCGCCCACGCUGCUGACUCUGGCGGACCGGUCUGUCGAGGAGAUUGUGGCGCUCGUCGAGGCUGCCCUCGUCUUCAAGCUUACGCAGAAGAACUUUGGCCCGCGCUUUGUCGGGCCAAGCAUGGCCAACCGCUCGAUUGCCAUGAUCUUCUCCAAGCGCAGCACGCGUACCCGUGUCGCAACCGAGACGGCAACCAGCACGCUCGGUGGUGUCCCCAUGUUCCUCGGCCGCGACGACAUCCAGCUCGGCGUCAACGAAAGCCUGUACGACAGCGCCAAGGUUAUUGGCUCGAUGGUCGACGGAAUCAUGGCCCGCGUCGGCAAGCACGAGGAGGUCGAGACGCUCGCCAAGCACGCUGGCAUCCCUGUUAUCAACGCCCUCUCGGACCUGUACCACCCCACGCAGAUCCUUGCCGACAUCCUCACGAUCGUCGAGGCCGACCAGGGGCCGUUCGUCAUCCCCGAGUCCAUCGGCAGCCGGGAUUCCAAGCCCCGCUUCGUGCGCAAGUGGGUGCGCGAGAACGUGGACAUCAAAGCCGCACUGCAGGGCAAGAAGAUGGCGUGGGUCGGCGACUCGAACAACAUCUCCAACGAGCUGCUCGUCACUCUCCCCCGCUUCGGGAUGGAGUUCGCCCUCGCCGCGCCCAAGGGCUACGACGCGAUCGACCCGCGCGUCGCCGCGGUGCUGGAGCAGCAGGGUGUCGCCGACAAGAUCACGUACACCAACGACCCCGCCGUCGCCGUCAAGGACGCCGACUUCUUGGUCACGGACACUUGGAUCAGCAUGGGCCAGGAGGAGGAGGCCGCCGCCCGUAUCAAGGCGUUUGAGGGGUACCAGAUCACGAUGGACAUGGCGAACUCGCACGGCGCCAAGGCCGACUGGAAGUUCAUGCACUGCCUCCCGCGCCACAAGGAGGAGGUUGACGACGAGGUCUUCUACUCGGACCGCUCGCUCGUCUUCCCCGAAGCCGAGAACCGCAAGUGGACUAUUAUGGCGUGCAUUGACGCCAUGGUCGGGUACUGGACCCCCGCGCGGCUCCCGCUCCAGUCGCAGGACACCAUGGAGUGAUGCGAGGUCGAAGACGGCACCAGACCAGAUGUAGAAAAUGUAGCGACGUCACACUCCUCUAUCUCGAUUGCAACGAGUUUCCAGCAAUAGCAACAAGCAUGCAGGCAUACAAGGCACCAAUACCG